Molecule: messenger RNA, 4928 nt
Organism: Pieris brassicae (large cabbage white)
Lineage: Eukaryota; Metazoa; Arthropoda; Insecta; Lepidoptera; Pieridae
Product: cell wall protein 1-like
Exons: 2
Coding region: 5-4834 (1609 amino acids)
Source: RefSeq, a predicted model, not a curated record
UAAGAUGGUUUUUGGCACAAACAGAACGAACGAGUCAUAUGAACCACAAGUUUUAGUUAAGUGCGAACGAAACGAUAUUAAUGGAACAAUGAAGAUAACAAUUCUACUAUUUAUUGUGGGUAUCUGCCUAGUUAGUGCGAAGCAUCUUCCGUAUGAAUCGGACGAUUCCAAUGGCGUAUUAUUAAGAGAUAAAAGGUCAGAUUCUGACGAGUCGGACUCAUCCUUUGAGCACAGCAGUGAUAACGACGAUUCAAUUGAAAGGAAAAUAAAAGAGAGGGAGGAAAAACUACGCGAGAAGGCAGAAAAACAACAAAAAAAGGUAUUAGAACGAGAAGAAAAGGAGAGACGUCGUGAAGAAGAACGUCAAAGAAAACUUGAAGAAAAACGCCAAAAGGAAGAGAAGAAACUUCAAGAGAAACUUGAAAAGGAACGGCGUAAACAAGAAGAACAAGAAAGGAAGCUUGAGGAGAAGCGCUUAAAAGAAGAGAAGAAAAGACAAGAAAAGCAAAUAAAUGAAUUGAAGAAGGAAGCCAAACUGUCAGAAAUAGAAGACGAUAGUUUCCUUGAGACUGAAGAAGAAAACUCAGUUGAACUUGAAGAUAUUUGGAGACAGCAUAUUUACACCAAAUACGGCUUAAACUUUGCUAGCACUAAAUUAGAAAAACAAGCAGCGUUGAAUAAAUAUAUUCAGGAAGAACUGAAACUACAACCGAAUAGUACCAAGACUGAACGUCGUCGCGCGAUAUUAGAUUUGAUCCAAACUAAACUCCAAAAUGAUAUUGCUGAGACGGAGGCGAUUCGCAAGCAAAUAUUGAGUCACGUCAACGCAGUAACAUUACAGAAAUUACGCGAUAAUUUAGAAAAAGACAUAGACGAAAUAAAUAAUAAAACAGAUUUACUGAAAAACGUUCAAUUACCAUGGGCCAUGCCUGUUAAACAGAAACUCGAGGAAAAGAAAACGUUUUUGCAAGGUUUAUCCCAGUUUUUAUCAAACAUUCUUCCUAGCUGGAUUUCUGGAAACCAGUCUCAAACAAAUACUCAAACGAAUGAAAAUGGAAUUCAAAGUAUUAAUUCAAAUAAUGAUGCCUCUGAGUCUUCUGGAAAUGGUGAAAUUUCUAGUAUUGGCUCUACCAAUAAUGAACCAACGAACGAUCCAACGAACAAUUCAAUUGAUUCAAAUGGAGAUAAUGUCCACCCUGAUGGAAAUGAAAAUAGUGGAUCUCCAGCUUCACCCAGCUCUAUCCCAGGCUCACAAGCAAAUAAUGCGGCUGCUUCUGAAUCUAAUGUAGCAGGACAGCCCGAAGGAUCUGUAUCUCAACUAAAUCCUGAAGCUCCAUCCAGCUCUGUGGAUACAGCUUCCAGUGGUGUUAGCAACCCAGCCUCACAAGCAAAUGGUGCUGCAGCUUCUGAAUCUAAUGUUGCAGGACAGCCCCAGGGAUCUGUAUCUCAAGGCAAUCCAGAAGCUCCACCCAGCUCUGUCAAUACAGCUUCCAAUGGUGUUAGCAACCCAACCUCACAACCAAAUGAAGUUGCAGCUUCUGAAUCUAAUGUAGCAGGACUGCCCGAGGGAUCUGUAACUCAAGUCAAUCCAGAAGCUCCACCCAGCUCUGUCAACUCAGCUUCCAGUGAUGUUAGCAACCCAGCCUCACAAGCAAAUGAUGUUGCAGCUACUGAAUCUAAUGUAGGAGGACAGCCCGAGGGAUCUGUAUCUCAAGUAAAUUCUGAAGCUCCAUCCAGCUCCGUGGAUACAGCUUCCAGUGGUGCUAGCAACCCAGCCUCACAACCAAAUGAAGUUGCAGCUUCUGAAUCUAAUGUUGGAGGACAGCCCGAGGGAUCUGUAUCUCAAGUAAAUCCUGAAACUCCAUCCAGCUCCGUGGAUACAGCUUCCAGUGGUGUUAGCAACCCAGCCUCACAAUCAAAUGGUGCUGCAGCUCCUGAAUCUAAUGUAGCAGGACUGCCAGAGGUAUCUGUACCUCAAGUUAAUCCAGAAGCUCCAUCCAGCUCUGUGGAUACAGCUUCCAGUGGUGUUAGCAACCCAGCCUCACAAGCAAAUGAUGUUGCAGCUACUGAAUCUAAUGUAGCAGGACAGCCUGAAGUAUCUGUAUCUCAAGUAAAUCCUGAAGCUCCAUCCAGCUCUGUUGACUCAGCUUCCAGUGGUGUUAGCAAUCCAGCCUCACAACCAAAUGAAGUUGCAGCUACUGAAUCUAAUGUUGCAGGACCGCCCCAGGGAUCUGUAUCUCAAGGCAAUCCAGUAGCUCCACCCAGCUCUGUCAACUCAGCUUCCAGUGAUGUUAGCAACCCAGCCUCACAAGCAAAUGAUGUUGCAGCUACUGAAUCUAAUGUAGGAGGACAGCCCGAGGGAUCUGUAUCUCAAGUAAAUCCUGAAGCUCCAUCCAGCUCCGUGGAUACAGCUUCCAGUGGUGCUAGCAACCCAGCCUCACAACCAAAUGAAGUUGCAGCUUCUGAAUCUAAUGUUGGAGGACAGCCCGAGGGAUCUGUAUCUCAAGUCAAUACAGAAGCUCUAUCCAGCUCUCUGGAUACAACUUCCAGUGGUGUUAGCAACCCAGCCUCACAAUCAAAUGGUGAUGCAGCUCCUGAAUCUAAUGUAGCAGGACUGCCCGAGGGAUCUGUAUCUCAAGUCAACCCAGAAGCUCCAUCCAGCUCUGUUGAUACAGCUUCCAGUGGUGUUAGCAACCCAGCCUCACAAGCAAAUGAUGUUGCAGCUACUGAAUCUAAUGUAGCAGGACAGCCUGAAGUAUCUGUAUCUCAAGUAAAUCCUGAAGCUCCAUCCAGCUCUGUUGACUCAGCUUCCAGUGGUGUUGGCAAUCCAGCCUCACAACCAAAUGAAGUUGCAGCUACUGAAUCUAAUGUUGCAGGACAGCCCCAGGGAUCUGUAUCUCAAGGCAAUCCAGAAGCUCCACCCAGCUCUGUCAACUCAGCUUCCAGUGAUGUUAGCAACCCAGCCUCACAAGCAAAUGAUGUUGCAGCUACUGAAUCUAAUGUAGGAGGACAGCCCGAGGGAUCUGUAUCUCAAGUAAAUCCUGAAGCUCCAUCCAGCUCCGUGGAUACAGCUUCCAGUGGUGCUAGCAACCCAGCCUCACAACCAAAUGAAGUUGCAGCUUCUGAAUCUAAUGUUGGAGGACAGCCCGAGGAAUCUGUAUCUCAAGUAAAUCCUGAAGCUCCAUCCAGCUCCGUGGAUACAGCUUCCAGUGGUGUUAGCAACCCAGCCUCACAAUCAAAUGGUGCUGCAGCUCCUGAAUCUAAUGUAGCAGGACUGCCAGAGGUAUCUGUACCUCAAGUUAAUCCAGAAGCUCCAUCCAGCUCUGUGGAUACAGCUUCCAGUGGUGUUAGCAACCCAGCCUCACAAGCAAAUGAUGUUGCAGCUCCUGAAUCUAAUGUAGCAGGACUGCCCGAGGGAUCUGUAUCUCAAGUCAACCCAGAAGCUCCAUCCAGCUCUGUGGAUACAGCUUCCAGUGGUGUUAGCAACCCAGCCUCACAAGCAAAUGAUGUUGCAGCUACUGAAUCUAAUGUAGCAGGACUGCCAGAAAUAUCUGUAUCUCAAGUAAAUCCUGAAGCUCCAUCCAGCUCUGUUGACUCAGCUUCCAGUGGUGUUAGCAACCCAGCCUCACAAGCAAAUGAUGUUGCAGCUCCUGAAUCUAAUUUAGCAGGAGUGCCCGAGGGAUCUGUAUCUCAAGUCAACCCAGAAGCUCCAUCCAGCUCUGUGGAUACAGCUUCCAGUGGUGUUAGCAACCCAGCCUCACAAGCAAAUGAUGUUGCAGCUACUGAAUCUAAUGUAGCAGGACUGCCUGAAGUAUCUGUAUCUCAAGUAAAUCCUGAAGCUCCAUUCAGCUCUGUUGACUCAGCUGCCAGUGGUGUUAGCAACCCAGCCUCACAACCAAAUGAAGUUGCAGCUUCUGAAUCUAAUGUAGCAGGACUGCCAGAAAUAUCUGUAUCUCAAGUCAAUCCAGAACCUCCAUCCAGUUCUGUUGAUACAGCUUCCAGUGGUGUUAGCAACCCAGCCUCACAAGCAAAUGAUGUUGCAGCUACUGAAUCUAAUGUAGCAGGACUGCCAGAAAUAUCUGUAUCUCAAGUCAAUCCAGAAGCUCCAUCCAGCUCUGUUGACUCAGCUUCCAGUGGUGUUAGCAACCCAGCCUCACAAGCAAAUGAUGUUGCAGCUACUGAAAGUAAUAUAGCAGGACUGCCAGAGGUAUCUGUACCUCAAGUUAAUCCUGUAGCUCCAUCCAGCUCUAUCGAUUCAGCUUCUAGUGGUGUUAGAAACCCAGCCCAACAAGUAAACGAUGCUGCAGCAGUAGAUGGACAUUCAGCAGGCUCCGCAUCACAAGGAACUUUUGUAGGCCAAGCUGAGAGUCCUUCAAGUAAUACUAUCAAAGAUACAUCUGCUACCGCAACACAGGAGUUGCCAACUACGAAUAAUCAAUCUAUAGCGUCAGUUACAACUACAGAUGUUACAUCAGAAAAAGUAAUUAAUUCAACUCCUACAGAUUUAAUGCAGUCAAAUGGAAAUGCUAAACCGGAGAGUACAACUGAUACAUACGCAACUGUAGUACCCGAAGUCAACGGGCCGAUAACGGAAAAUAAAUAUGCAGUGAUUAAUCAAAACGCUGUUGAAUCCCAAACGGAGACAGCUGGUGUUGUGAUAGAAUCUCAAUCAGCCACCGAUAUCGUACCAUCCGGGCAAAGUGAAUUAAAUACAAAGGCUCCCCAAGCUGCAAUAACUGAAUCUGUACCUUUGACCCCAGUUGAUUAUGUUUUAGAGAGUUUUACAGUAGAAGCUGAACCUGGAGCUACUGUAGUAGAUGUAGUUGCGCAGUAAAAAAAUAAUAGUAAUAAAAAAUAUGUAAAUAAUAUUUGAGGAUAUGUAACUGAACAGUAUGAGCAUACUUAAAUGUAUUAAAUAGUUAGUAAUA